Papilio machaon (common yellow swallowtail) is the source of this 5615-nucleotide messenger RNA. RefSeq lists its product as uncharacterized. Bases 205 to 5238 code for a protein of 1677 amino acids. Gene Ontology annotation, biological process: proteolysis. Lineage: Eukaryota; Metazoa; Arthropoda; Insecta; Lepidoptera; Papilionidae. The record is from RefSeq and is a predicted model, not a curated record. The transcript has 21 exons. Gene Ontology annotation, molecular function: RNA binding; serine-type peptidase activity; dipeptidyl-peptidase activity.
UUUGUUCGAUAAUUGUAAAAAAAUCGAUCUUUAAACACAAUCGAACCAAGUUUGGACUUUGUCAUCGAUCUUUCUUUCAUACUCUUUGGUUGAAAACAACAAUUCAACAUGGCCGAAAAUAAGCUUGUGCUUCUGUUUUUUUGCACAAUCUAAUUUCGUGUAGCGAUUUGUAUUUCAUCAAAUUUCUUAUUAAAAGUGGUAAAAAUGCGCCGUAAACGAGAAAGAAGUACCACUGCUAAAUCCAAAGCUUCACCGGAAAAGAAGGUAGAAAAGGUUAGGCGCACAAGAGGUAGGCGUAGAAAACAAUCCACAUCUUCUGGAAAUGAAUCUGGUGAAGAAGUUAUUGCAGCAUUAGUACCGGAAAAGGUAACUGAACCAGCUCAAAGCGACAUUCAAACAUCAAAUAAAGAGGAAAGUCCGCCAGAGACACAAGAUCAAGUGUGGCAAGUUAAAACUGCUGAAGGUUCUGGUGAUGGAGGUGAAAUACAAAAAUUAAAAAUUUGUUUAAAACGUCCCCCGUCAACUCCCGAGGCGGGAGAUAAAUCUCCUCGAAGUAAGAGGAAACAUACUCGUGCUACGAGUUCUAGUGAUUCGACGAGUGUUGAGACACCAGAUGAUAAAAAGAAGAAUAGACACCGCACGAGGCGCUCAGCAUGCGAUUCAAGUGAAACCUCUGAAAAGGGUAAUGAUAUUACUCAUAUUGAUUCAGAAAUAAGUAUACAGAAAGAAAAUGUAGUUGUAGACAGUGUUCCUGCCAAAAACACAGGGGACUCACAAAUUGAAACAAACUCACUAACUGUUUCAUCAAAUGAGGAACUUAAGUCAAAAGAGGUUCCAACUGAAUCAAAUGAAAUAAUAUCUGAAGUUAGUAAAUCUGAUAUGAAUGAUAAGGUAAAUAAUCUAAAAGAUGAGGUUAACAUGGAAGAAAGUGAUGUUAAAACUGGAGAUUCAGUAAAACUAGAAGUAACUGAGGUUUCAACUUCUAAUGAGUUGAUAACUGAAACAGUGGAGGUAAAAGAAACUUUGAGAGAGGUAGUUGUAGACUCGAGCAGUGUAAAAGAAGACUCAAGUGAAGCCAAAGAAGCACCGCCUGAGAUAAAAGAAAGUUUGAGUCAGGUUCAAAAUGAGUCAACAACUAGUGAUAGUGUACAAAAUGUGGUUUGUUCAGAAAAAACAGAUACUUCAACGCCUGAAACAUGUAGCUCAACAGUAGAUAAAGAUGAAGUAGAGUGCAAACCAUCUGACAAAAUUGCAGAUGUAGAGAGCAAACCAUCAGAUAAUAUUUCAGAUGUAAAGAGCAAAUCAUCUGAGAAUAUUUCUAAGGAAAGUGAUCAAGAAAAACAUGAAGUCACAGACACUUUAGAAAAUGAUGCAACACAAGAAGGAAGUAUGACAUUUGAUAAAUCUGAUAUACUUGAGAUACAUGCUGAAGAAAGUAAAGCCGAUAUUUCUGAUCAGGAAGUUACUGAGGCUCAAAAUGAAGUUCCAGGAGAACAAGAACCACAGCAAGCAAUAAGCCAGGAGUCCGGGGAUAAGGUAAGUAAAUCUGAAGAUAAAAUGGUGGAAAGUUGUAAGGAAAAUGGAGAGCCACCUCAAAGUGAAAUAAAAUUGUCAAUUAAUGAACCUGAUGUUGUAGCACAAUCGGAUAAUGUAGUUAAGGAAAGUUCACCGCAAGAACAAAGUGAAAAUGCAGAUGAUGCUAUGAAGAAAGUUCCAGAACAAUCAGAAUCUUCACAAGUAAUCAAUGAAGGAAGUAAUAAUUCAACUAUUGUUAUUAAUAGAAAACGCAGGUGGGGUUCCCGUCCUAAAUUGACCACUCAAAAGUCAAUAACAAUUUCUACGGAUGUGCUUAAGGAAAUUAUACCAGAUGUUAAGCCAGUGGAGUUUGAAGAGGUUAUUGAAGAAAAGAAACAAAAGCGUUUUGAGGUUUUAGAAAAAAUAGAGAGACCAAUAUUGCCCAAAAUUGUGAUUGACAACACAGAAAAUGUGGAGCAUAAAAGAAAUCAAGAAAGAAAUGAGAUUGACAAACCCAUGAAAGAGACAAAUAAUUUAACUUCAAGUAGAAAAAUAUCUAUUGUCAAGGAUUCUGAAAAUGCUGCAGUGAUUAGACCACCGAGCCCCCCAAAACAUAAACAGUCUAAUAUUUUAUAUAUAACAAACCUAGUGAGGCCGUUUACUUUAUCACAAUUGAGGAAUUUACUACAAAGGACUGGAAGGAUAACUGAAAAUGGUUUCUGGAUUGAUAGAAUUAAAUCGAAAUGUUUUGUUAUAUACGAAAAUGAAGAUCAGGCAGUAGAAACGAGACAUGCCCUUCAUGGAGUGACAUGGCCUGUAUCAAAUCCUAAAACAUUACAUGUAGAUUUUUCAACUCAAGAAGAUUUUGACCACGCAAAGAAUAAUGAAGAAAAUGAAAACAACCAAGUGACGAGUAUACCGGGCACUGUAGAAGAUUGGCUACGAGAACAGGAUAUGAAAAGAGAAAAGGGAGAAAUGGAAAGACCAUGGGAGCGAAAGUCGACGCGGGAAUGGGAUCUGGGUAAAAAUGAUAAAAUUCAGGAGAAAGAAAAAGAUAGGUUACAAAAAGAUGACAGAGUUCUGGAAAAAAGGAGACAUCAUACACCUGAAAGGAGUCCUGAACCAGCAAAGAAGUUCAAGAAGAAAGAGGAAGCACCCGCAAAACUUUUGGAUGAUCUAUUCAGAAAGACAAAAACCACUCCUUGCAUUUACUGGUUGCCUCUGUCAGCUGAAACGAUUGCCAUAAAGGAGGAGCAAAGACGUCAGCAUAUGGCUGAGCACGAAAGGCGGCUGCAGGAACUGCGCCGUGGCUCACACCGCAGACAUUAUCGCGUUGGCGGAUCAAAACCGUCAACCGCUGUUUAUUUAGAUAGAGGAUUUUUAUAUAAUCAGAAUGGUAAGUUAAUGCAAACUGUUUUUACACAAAUUAUCGCUAAUUUUCAUCUAGACUGGUAUCCAGUCCGAGAGCAAUUGCGGGGUUUAUGGUUUGUUUGGGCCGUGCUGGUGGGAUUCGCUGUUGCACAAAGCCCAUUUACUCUAGAAGAUUUCGUAAGAGGCCAGUUUGCGCAAAGGGCAUUUAAUGGAACAUGGAUUUCAGACAAGGAGUUCACCUACACAAUUUCUGGAGAACCUGGUAUUUACAUGUUUGAUGUCUCGACUCUUACUCGAAGUGUCUUAGUGUCAGGCGAAUUGCUGGCUUUCCUCAACACCAGUAAUCCCAUUCUAUCAGCAGACAGACAAUAUAUUCUAGCGCCUAGUGAAGUUCAAUCUGUUUACAGAUAUUCUACUACAGCUCGUUUCGCGCUUUAUGAAAUAGCUACUGGGAAUGUAAGAUAUAUAGCGAACCACCAGCGUCUUCAGCUAUGUAUUUUCGGCGGCGGUCACUCUUUAGCCUAUGUACUGGAUAACAACGUCUACUAUCUCCCCGAGGACUCCUCACAAGCUAUACAAAUCACAAGCGAUGGAAUACCGGGAGUUAUUUACAAUGGCCACACUGAUUGGGUGUACGAAGAGGAUGUGAUGUACACUGGGCAAGCGACGUGGUUCUCUACUGACGGCUCAUACUUGGCUUUUGCCAGCUUCAACGACACUGAGGUCGAAGCGUAUUCAUAUUAUUAUUUUGUCGAUAAGACCGACCCUGAUGAUCUUUAUCCUGAACUCUUUGAUCUAAAGUAUCCUAAGGUGGGUCGUACUAAUCCUACAGUUAAUUUGCGUCUAGUAAAUUUGACGGAUCUCGUAUUAACAAAUCAAGUUCGCUGGGAGACCCUGGCCCCACCAGCUGCGGUGACUGAAGACCACAUUCUGGGUGGCGUGGUGUGGCCCACUGCCAAUGAAGUUGCCGCGCACUGGCUUAACAGACGACAGAAUUAUACUGUGCUCAGAAUUUGUAAUGUCAAUACUGGUUUUUGUGAGGAAGAAACCCGUCAACAGCCAAAUGGUUGGGUCCCUAUUGCAUUGCCCCGAUUUAGUAGAAAUGGUGACUUCUUCGUCUCAACUCGAUGGUCCCUCGAGCAGGCGGACGGCAAAAUAUGGCAACACCUCUACGUGAGCAUCCGCGUUAAUGGACAGAUCAUAUCCAGCUCUAUCACUCCUGGUGGUUUUACUGUCAAUAAUUACGUUGGCAUGGAUGAGGAUAAUUUGUCCUAUUACUACACACGCACGGUGGCGGGGGCGCCAUGGCAGUCGCAAGUGCACGUGUCGGGGGCUCGCGCCGAGUGCCUCAGCUGCAACAUCCAGCUGCCGGACGGCGGACGCUGCACCUGGGCCACGGCCACAGCCAGCCGCGCCGGCUCCUACCUCACCAUCACUUGCUCCUCUACCAAUGAACCUUCCGCGACAUACAUCGUUGACCCUUUGAAUAAUCGAGUGCUCUUUACCUGGGAAGACAAUGCUAUUGUUCGUGAGCGUUUGAGGGAAAAGAUCCGACCGAAUAGUAUGAUCUUCACAGUGCCUUUGCAAAAUGGAUACCCAGCUCCGGUUCGCCUCUGGUUACCUCCCGGUUUAGACGUCAAUGAUACCAACACCAAAUAUCCCAUGGUAUACUAUGUGUACUCAGGUCCCAACACGAACACAGUAUUUGAUUCUUUCACCGUUGGUUACUUCUCAUAUUUGACGACGAGCCGUAACACAAUAUAUAUGUUGGCGGAUGGCCGCGGCUCCGGCCUCAAUGGGCAGGACAUAUUGUUUUCUCUCAACAACGCCCUGGGAACUGUCGAAGUUGAAGACCAUUUUGUCAUAUUAAGACAAGUGCUCGACCGGUACGAGUUCAUUGACCGGGACCGCGUGGGUAUCUGGGGCCACAGCUACGGCGGGUACGCCACGCUCCUCACUCUGGUGCAUGAUGAUGACCAUCUCUUCCAAUGCGGUGUCUCCACCGCACCUGUCACAUCAUGGCUUUAUUACAACACGAUGUACACGGAACGGUACAUGGGCCUGCCGACUCCUGAGGACAACCUGUCAGGGUACGAGGCUGGUGACGUCACUCUGCUGGCAGAGAAGCUGCGCGGCCACGACUUCUACCUGAUGCACGGCAAUGCCGACGAUAACGUGCAUUAUCAGAACGCGGCCAAGCUGAUGCGGGCGCUUCAGGAACUCAAUAUACCUUUCCAACAAAUGUCUUACCCGGACGAAGCACACAGUUUGGCUGGCGUGAACAUGCAUAGAUACGGAACUAUGAAUCGUUAUUGGGAGAAGUGUAUACGUAUGCCGCAAGAACAAAACUAAUGUAUACAAUUUUAAUAAGUUUUUACAAAUUGAAUUAUUCUAUAGUUCUUAUAUUCCGUAUAGUAAUAUAAAUAAAUCAAAGACUCAUCAAGUGAGACAAGAGUUAGGCCGAAAUGGCAUCUUGGUUUAUAGUCAAAUUAUUUAUUUUGAGAGGACCAGAUAUUUUGUCACGUUUUUGGACUGCCAAAGGAUAAUAAAAUGAAUUGUCUUGGUGGUUAUUCUGCAAACAUUAAAGUAACCUACAAAACUUAUAAACCUAUAAUAAACUUUUUACUCAAAUACCCAGUUAAUAAAUAAUGAAAACCAUAUAACUGUUUAAAAACUUGUUUUUCUCCUCGUAAAGUAUAUUGUGGUCGAACUUUAUAUCAUUAAUUUUA